Molecule: messenger RNA, 2008 nt
Organism: Larimichthys crocea (large yellow croaker)
Lineage: Eukaryota; Metazoa; Chordata; Actinopteri; Sciaenidae
Gene: serpind1
Product: serpin peptidase inhibitor, clade D (heparin cofactor), member 1
Exons: 7
Coding region: 117-1631 (504 amino acids)
Biological process (GO): negative regulation of endopeptidase activity; blood coagulation
Molecular function (GO): serine-type endopeptidase inhibitor activity
Source: RefSeq, a predicted model, not a curated record
UAUUUGUUCAGGAGGAGCCCAACAUCAAAGUUCAGUUUUGUAUUCAAUUCUUUGCUCUUAGUCCCACAAACAGAAGAAACACAGCAUUUCCCACCAGCAACAGUAAAGCCUUCAGGAUGUGGGUCAUCACCGUCAUCUCUGUAGCCUGUCUGCUGGUCAGUCCAUCCUUGGCUGGGAUCAAAGACAUCAGCUCUCACUUCAGUGACCCUACACCAAAUCCCAGAACCUUUAAUGGGGGGGCAGUGGAUUUAGAGGCCAUCCCCUUGGAGUUCCACAAAGAAAACACUGUCACUAAUGACCUAAUUUUUGAUGGCUUUGAGGAUGAGGACUACAUUGAUUUUGACGCGAUCCUGGCUGCAGGCAAUGAUGACUACAUUGAAGGAGAUGAAAUAGAUGAGAUUGCCACACCAGCACCAGACAUUGACAUCUUUGCCGAACCCUCCGACCCAAAGAUUCGACGUGCCAGACUACUCCGGCUGUUCCACGGUCGGUCUCGCCUCCAACGUCUCAACAUCGUUAAUGCUCAUUUCGGUUUUAACCUUUAUCGAAGUCUUCGGAACGAUGUCAACCAGACUGACAACAUCCUGCUAGCACCUGCUGGGAUCUCCAUCGCUAUGGGAAUGAUGUCUUUAGGGGCAGGACCUGGAACACACGAUCAAAUCUACAAAGCUCUGGGAUUCGCCGAGUUUGUCAAUGCUAGCCAUCACUAUGACAACACGACAGUGCACAAGCUGUUCAGGAAGCUGACGCACAGGCUCUUCAGGAGGAACUUUGGUUACACACUACGCUCUGUAAACGACGUCUACGUGAAGAAGAAUGUCUUGGUGAAAGAUUCUUUCCGUGCAGAGACAAAGGCUUUUUAUUUUGCAGAGCCGCAGUCAGUAGACUUCAAGGACCCUGCCUUUCUCGACAAAGCCAACCGUCGCAUCCUAAAGCUGACCAAAGGGCUGAUCAGGGAACCACUCAAGAGUGUCGACCCAAAUAUGGUACUGAUGCUGCUCAACUACCUGUACUUCAAAGGUACAUGGGAACAGAAAUUCCCCAAAGAAAUGACUCACUAUCGCAACUUCCGAGUUAGCGAAAAGACAAACGUACGUGUGCCAAUGAUGACCAACAAGGGAAACUAUCUGGCUGCUGCUGACCACGAACUAGAUUGUGACAUCCUACAGCUGCCAUACACAGGACAAAUCAGCAUGCUCAUUGCCUUGCCAAGGAAGAUUAAUGGCAUGAGGAACCUGGAGCAGGAGAUCUCUCCCACUGUUGUCAACAAGUGGCUCAAAAACAUGACAAACAGGACUCGAGAGGUGGUGCUACCUCGGUUUAAACUGGAGCAGAACUAUGACUUGAUUGAGAAUAUGAAGGAAAUGGGCCUCACUGACUUAUUCCAAGCGAGUGGAGACUUCUCUGGAAUGACUUCUGAAAAGGUUUUGAUGAACUGGCUGAAGCACCAGGGAACCAUCACUGUGAAUGAAGAGGGGACAGAGGCUGCUGCUCUGACCCAGGUGGGCUUCAUGCCCCUCUCCUCUCAGAUCCGCUUCACUGUGGACCACCCCUUUCUCUUCCUGAUCUACGAGCACCGCACAGACUGCCUUGUGUUCAUGGGUCGUGUGGCUAAUCCCUCACAGAGCUAAACAUGACCAGCUAUUCCCUUCAAAUUCCCUUUUUGGUUAGAACUUCAAACUAAAAGAUUUACUAUGAGCACAAUAUGUACAUGUGACAUAGUAAUGAGUCUUUAUGUGUAUGUAGUCUCUUACUGAACAUUUAAACCUCUCCCUCCAAUCACUCAAAAAGUUGUAAGUCUGUCAGAGUGACUCAGUGAGUGCUUGUUAUCUGUCUGUUAAUGUUUUAGCUUCUGCAAUAAAGCUAAUAGAGAAAUAUGCUCAGAAAUAACUGUAACAAUAACUGUCAUUACCUAAUGUUAUACUGUAAUAAUUGCAAUAUAGUGCAGACUAUGGAAACAUCAACAUGAACACAAAAAAGGGGAAAAUAAAAUAAAAUAAAAACACUA